GGAGUGAAAAAGUUAUGAAAGAAUUAAUGUUUUAGAGAGAAAUUAAUUAAAGAAAGGCUUUUUUCAUUAUUCUUUUGUAUUCUUUAGGUGAGACAUACAAAGAAAACCGGCAAAAACAAGAAAAUUGAAGAAAUUCUUGAAGAUUUGUAAGGUUUUCAACGCAUGAAUGAAUGAGAAACAUUUGAAUGGCACGUGCAUAAAUUUUGACAGUUCAAAGUGAGGUUAUGUCGCUUGAGUAUUUUUCUGGAAAAUCGUUCACGUGAAUAUCUCGCGGAAUCCAGUGAAAACCAAAGAAUUAUCAAUUAAUUCCACACCAAGAGUAUCCAAAAGUCUCCACAAGAUCCCGGAGAAAUAUUUCCUUUUGAAAAUUGCGCUGCAGAGUGUUGCAGAAAUAGCUGAGUGAGAGACAACGCACCAAAGGAGCACCUUGAAGAUCCGGGAGCUGCGGUGACCUGUUGAAUCGUUUGGUUUGCUGCUGGGCGAGAGAUUUGGGGGCACACUAAGGUGGCAUUUAGGGCGCCGCAUCAGCGUGAUAAAUUACAAAAUUGCAAUUUGCAUAAUUUUAAUUGAUAUUUCUUCUGCUAAAAGCGUGAAAGGGUGGAGAGGUGAAAAACGCAUUUUGUGGCACGUGAGCUCAAUCGCGAAUUGCACACCUCUUGGUAUAUCGACGGUGGCGUGUUAUUUGGUGUGAGUCUGACGAAAUGCGAUUCCCCGCGUUGUGAGGAGAGUCAUAAGCCAACAAGUGACUGAGCACGGCCGGGGGCGGACGUGCCGGGGGAAGGUGGAAAAGCAAACCAAUACAGACAAUUGGAAUUGGCACGUGUUUCAUCAACGUUUCCUUCGUGAACACCAGGCCACACACUUUUUUGUUGUUGUUGGUUGCUCUCUUCACGAAUGCCUGUGAAUUGUGUCUCGUUAUCGCAUUGAUAUGCAUGUGAGUUGGAUUAAAAACGUUUUUUCCAACACACACACGCCGGGGCAUAUACAUAGCCUGAGCUGCCGCCAAGAGGUAUUUCUCCGAUGAGUUCGUGUAUUUUUAGUCCAAUUUGAUCAGCCCAGCUGGAAGCAUUGUUUUUUGCACACGGUCGUCAAAUUUGCAAAGGAAAAUUUUCCACUAUAAUCCAGGAGACAGAUUCUAGAGAAGUCAAAGCCCAAAAGGAGAGCUAGAAGGCGUGAAAGUGGGAAUUUUUGCUGCAGAGAUUUUUCAGGGAUUCCUUGAAGGAGCAAUUCGGGAAGACGAUUGAGCAGAGAGUGUGUGUGUGUGAUUUGCUGGAACAACUGGAGUACAUUCAGACUUUUUGAGGAGAUCACAAAGAGACGAGUUUGUGACGAAGGCGAGACACUCUGAGAGCGAGUGAUACAAUCCAGAUGAGAGUUCAUGAGAAAAUUAUGUGGUUUUGCGAGUGUUAUCAAAAUCUAGCUAUGUGUGCCUGCGAUAAGAACCGAUGAUUUGCAUUUGAACUUACCCAGUGACUCACGGACAGUCGUCGAGAGAGCUUUACAAGAGAAAAAAUAUUCCAAAGCUUCCAGAGAAUUUAAAAACCAAAAAAAAAAAACAUUCUAACUUACCUAGUCCUUGUGCCUGGGAAGUGUACUGAAAGAGAAAAAAAAGUGCUAAAGAAGACUUUACGAAGGGAAGGGGAAAGGAGGUGAUCUUGAAUAAAGUGCGGAAAGUUGAACUUGGUGGAUUUUUGAAAAAAAGAUUCUAAUUUAAUGUGUACAUCAAUUCGCAUUUGUCGCAACAGUCGGGUCACAUUAUUUUUCCGAAAGCCACGUUACACGCAUUACUGUUCCGUGUGGAAUGUUAUAUUGAGUUUCGUUUAUCAAAAGAGUGCGAUUUGAUGGCCUUAGCAACAAGUUGAGGAGGAGCGUCACAGCGAAAAAUCUUGUCGAGCCACCGCACAAAUAUCAUUUAACAUCAUCGCUCGAAACACUCGGCCGUCGUUUUUUUUUGUGCUCCGCGCGAUACCAACACCAGCCCAGCUGUAGCAAGUGGGUGAGCUGCUUGGACGCAAAUCGGUGCGAUACCAUCGCACCCAGGACUGUUGAACAUCGUGUCCGUUCUAAUUGUCAGAAAGGAAAUUAAGAGAAGGAAAUCCUAUUCAAGGAGGGAAUCCUCUGAAGACUUCACAAAACAACCCCCAAAGUUUUCCCCAUAAAAAUCAUCUUGAAAGCCCAAGAAGGUCAUCAAGCAUGGAGUCGUACUGGGAACAGAACCACUUGCAGAAUCCCGUCAAGUAUGAAAAUGAGUUGAAUGGCAAUGCGUACCCAUAUUGUGAGACUGGACUGAAUUUCUCCACAAAUGCCACGUUCAGCGAGGAUGAUGCAGAAUAUCACGGACGUCGUGGAAAAACAUCUCGGCAAGAUCCCCUGUCGCAUCGAAUUAUUGAGAAGCGUCGACGGGAUCGAAUGAAUUCCUGCCUGGCUGACCUGUCGCGUCUUAUUCCGCCACAGUAUCAGCGUAAGGGUCGUGGACGUAUUGAGAAGACGGAAAUCAUUGAGAUGGCCAUACGGCACAUAAAGAGCUUUCAGAAGCAAGAAAAUACGUGUCGGGAUACAAUUCUCGCGGAUAGAUAUCGACGUGGGUACAAUGAUUGUCUCACGGAGGCGGCUAAAUUCCUCGUUGCCAUCAAUGAUGACUUUGACACCAUCUGCUACAAAAUGAUUGAGCACCUCAAGGAGCACUGUGGGGAAGUCAUGAAGAGCGAGUUCUGCAAGUCCCGCGAAUGCCUGGAGCCCCUUACAAAUGGCGGCAGCGCCUCACCAGCAUCGCCACCAAGUGGGUACCAUCAGGGUGCACCACUGUCGCACCUCCGGGACAUGCUGACGUCGGACUUGGAGCACAGCAGCAACGAUACGAGUGAUGUGAAGGACCUCAGUUUCAGGCAUCAGCAACCACAGCAGGCGCCUGUGAUCACAUCAACGGGCCCCGCGGCGCCGAUGGAUACGCACCCGCCACCCGAUAGUCAAGCUCCUGCGCAUCAGCAUUCCUUCCACGCUCCCGAUGCGAGUCUAGGGGCUGGUCGGCAUGCGUCCGAUGUGAGUGCAGCGGAUGCAGCUGAGCAUCACAGCUACAAGUUCAAGAAUUACAUCCAACAGCGAUUUUCUCAGGAUACCCACCAUCUGCACGAUGAAGUCUCCGUGACUAACUGCAGCCAUAGCAGUGAAGGCAGUGAACGCGACAGUGGUGUUCAUGCGAGCACAAAAGGGGGCCUGUGUGCGGAGAAUAGCAACAGCGGUGAUGAGCAUCCACUGCCGGGAGCACGGGAAGCGGAAGUACGGGCAGCUGGGCAGGCGCAGACAGCUCCAAAGUCAACGCCAGCCCGCCAUCCGCAUAUGACUGUGCCAAUCUUUGCACUCCACUCUCAGGGAACGUUCUACGUGCCACUGAGUGUGGACUACGACGCCCUCGUGCCAUACUUGGGGCAUGCGGAUCUACUGGAGAAGAACUACGCGCCCCAUGUGCCCGUGCAUCCGGUCAAUAUUCACAUUCUGGCCACACCACCUGCAGUACGACCCGAUGCACCCCCACGGACUUCCUUCCUGCUCAAACCAAAGCUCGAGGGGCUCAUCAAUGCGUGGUGAGGAGGGGCACGCGAGCCAGGGGGCGGCGCACUUUUUAUCCAAACAAAAAACUACCAUAAACGCAUACAGUAUAAAAUAGACAUUUGGGGUGUAGUAGAUGAGUCAUUUGCAGGCGGAAGACACUGAAGAAAUGUAUAAUUGAUAAAAAAGAAUUCUUUUUUGUUAACUAAA
This is a messenger RNA of Lutzomyia longipalpis, 3756 nucleotides long. It is a transcript of the gene cwo, whose product is annotated as transcription factor cwo. Gene Ontology annotation, biological process: regulation of circadian rhythm; regulation of transcription by RNA polymerase II; regulation of neurogenesis. NCBI's taxonomy places the organism in Eukaryota, Metazoa, Arthropoda, Insecta, Diptera, Psychodidae. The record is from RefSeq and is a predicted model, not a curated record. Bases 2194 to 3585 code for a protein of 463 amino acids. Gene Ontology annotation, cellular component: nucleus. The transcript is spliced from 5 exons. Gene Ontology annotation, molecular function: RNA polymerase II cis-regulatory region sequence-specific DNA binding; DNA-binding transcription factor activity, RNA polymerase II-specific; protein dimerization activity.